Messenger RNA from Arabis nemorensis, 1050 nucleotides. The record is from the annotation of a GenBank genome assembly. Lineage: Eukaryota; Viridiplantae; Streptophyta; Magnoliopsida; Brassicales; Brassicaceae.
AUGUCUGGUGGUGCUCCUAGAUUUGAAUCCAUGAAUAUGGUUGAAUCAGAGACAAGGCCAACUCUGAGGACUGCUGCUAACAAGGCUACUCCGUUCAUCACACACAAAGAUGUGUCAAAGUCACUGAGAAAGCUUGAAAGAUCCGCAUCUAGGCUCACUGGAUCAGAUGAGAAAAUAUCUUAUGCUUCACCAGCAGAAAUUGGAUCGUCUUCUUCUCGGAAGCACAAGACUCUUACCGCAGUUUCUGUAUUACGACGGCAUGAGCAAGUCCUGAAUUCUAGUCUGUCAUUGAAUGCAUCAUUUUCCUCUGAUGCCUCCAUGGACUCGUUCCAGAGCCGAGCAUCAACAGGUCGGUUGAUUCGGUCAUAUAGUGUUGGAAAUAGAAGUAAGUCUUACCCUUCGAAGCCAAGAAGUGUGGUCUCUGAAGGAGCUUUGGAUUCACCACCCAAUGGUUCAGAGACUAAGAAGAGGUGUGCUUGGGUGACACCAAACUCCGAUCCGUGCUACACUGUUUUCCAUGAUGAAGAAUGGGGUGUGCCAGUUCACGAUGACAAGAGGUUAUUUGAACUUCUUGUCCUUUCGGUUGCUUUGGCCGAACACACAUGGCCUACAAUACUGAGCAAGAGGCAGACCUUCAGGGAAGUUUUUGCUGAUUUUGACCCCAAUGUCAUUGUGAAUAUCAAUGAGAAGAAGCUAAUCGGUCCAGGAAGCAUCGGGAGCACUUUGUUGUCUGAUCUUAAGCUAAGGGCUGUCGUUGAGAAUGCGCGCCAGAUAUUAAAGGUGGUAGAAGAAUACGGAUCAUUUGACAAGUAUAUAUGGAGCUUUGUGAAGAACAAGGCGAUUGUGAGCAAGUUCAGGUACCAGCGACAAGUGCCUGCAAAAACCCCAAAAGCAGAAGUGAUAAGCAAAGAUCUAGUGAGAAGAGGGUUCCGCGGGGUAGGACCAACGGUGGUGUACUCCUUCAUGCAGGCGGCAGGGAUAACAAACGAUCAUCUCACCAGUUGCUUCAGGUUCCACCACUGUAUAUUCGGACAAGAAAGGUGCGUCUAA